Molecule: messenger RNA, 207 nt
Organism: Helobdella robusta
Lineage: Eukaryota; Metazoa; Annelida; Clitellata; Rhynchobdellida; Glossiphoniidae
Exons: 1
Source: RefSeq, a predicted model, not a curated record
CUAAAAAUUGGAUCUCGAGUUAUUGUGGGAACUAAACACCCCCACACUGGUACACUCCGUUUCAUAGGGACAGUCCAUUUUAAAAGAGGAUUCUGGUGCGGGGUCGAACUUGACGACGAAACGGGCUUGCACGAUGGUUUGGUAUCGGGGGUGAGAUAUUUUACGUGCCCCCCUAAGAAAGGGCUUUUCGCUCCCCUCUCGAAAAUC